This is a messenger RNA of Colias croceus (clouded yellow), 1004 nucleotides long. RefSeq lists its product as uncharacterized. Gene Ontology annotation, cellular component: chitin-based extracellular matrix. The record is from RefSeq and is a predicted model, not a curated record. Bases 117 to 953 code for a protein of 278 amino acids. Gene Ontology annotation, molecular function: structural constituent of chitin-based larval cuticle. NCBI's taxonomy places the organism in Eukaryota, Metazoa, Arthropoda, Insecta, Lepidoptera, Pieridae. The transcript is spliced from 10 exons.
GCUGGGUUAGCAAUAGCAGACAUGUUAUUUUUCGCUCCAAUAACUACGAAGAAUCUAUAUAUACUAGGAAUUUUCGUUAAUUAAUACAGUGUGUGAACGUCCUGUGUCGUGUUAAAAUGCGGUUAAUAUGUUUUUGGUGUAUGGUGGUGACGUUUGCGCGGGCGCAGGACUACUACGCGCCGCAAACAUUUAAGCAGGGUAACCAAUUAUUUGAACCAAGUAAUCUCCCUUGGAACUCAGCCUUACGGAAAGCGAAUGAAGCCGGCCCCUACUACAGGGGUAUGUUCUCAACGGGGGACGCGGACACAGCCGGGUCGGUAUCACAGUCUUGGAGGCCGGGCAACGAAGCGCCUGUGUAUGAAGACUAUCGCGACAAGAGUAAUUAUGCUGCACCACAAGAAACAAAGCCAGAACCGUGGCGUCAGCCCUACGGGAUGUCAAAAGAACAACAGGCGUCAAUUCUUCACCAUAAGCAAUCUUUAAGCGCGGAUGGCGCCUUCCGAUUCGAGUACGCAUCAGACAAUGGUCUAGCCGCGGGUGAAAUGAUCGAACCAGAUGGAUCCAGGGUUGGCGCCUAUCAGUAUAAGGACCCGAGCGGUCAGCUGGUCAAAUUGAAGUAUAGAGCUGGGAAGGAGGGGUUCCAGAUCUUGGAAGGCAGUCAUGUACCCAAGAGCCCGCAACCAGUGCCACCACAAAAUACAGACGAAUAUUACCAACAAUCGUAUGAUCAGCAACGAAGACAGUACGAUGUACCACAGCAGUACAAUCAGCAACGACCUGAACCAACUCAGGCACCAUUAGACCCCCGUGGGGCGGGGCAAAACUUCGUACAAAACUGGAGGCCGGAAGGUUAUAGCGAUGGACAGUACCGUGAUAACGACAUCGAUCCCAGCAGACCACACUCAUUCGGCGAAGGUUAUGCCUUCGCUUUCAAGGGAAAAGGGAAUUAUUAAACCAAUACGUAGAUAUAGUAUUUGUAUGUAAAAGAGUAAAUUUUGAUGACA